This is a messenger RNA of Scaptodrosophila lebanonensis, 512 nucleotides long. RefSeq names its product high mobility group protein D-like. The record is from RefSeq and is a predicted model, not a curated record. Gene Ontology annotation, molecular function: transcription cis-regulatory region binding. The transcript has a single exon. NCBI's taxonomy places the organism in Eukaryota, Metazoa, Arthropoda, Insecta, Diptera, Drosophilidae. The coding region runs from base 1 to 330 and encodes 109 amino acids.
AUGGCCGACAAACCAAAACGCCCACUAUCUGCUUACAUGCUGUUUCUGCAGAGCGCACGCGAGUCAAUCAAGCGCGAGAAUCCUGGCAUUACGGUUACUGAGGUCGCGAAGCGCGCUGGCGAACUCUGGCGCGCAAUGAAGGACAAGUCUGUGUGGGUGGCAAAGGCAGCCAAGGCCAAGAAUGCUUACGAUCGUGCCAUGAGACAGUUCCAGGCGAAUGCUGGCAGCAAUGCAGCCAAAGCUCGUGGUGCCAAGAAGCGCCGCGCAAAGCCAGCGAAGAAACCAUUGAAAAAGGGCAAGAGGGCUCAGCCCCAGGACGAGAGCGACUAAAAGAACAACAGUGGACCUGGACAAUUGUCGUCAGAUGUUAAUAUUUAUCUACUCCAAGCUAAACACCCAUCCACCCGAUUCCACCCCCAUCAAAUAACCUACAAAAAUCAUUAUACAACAACAAAGAUCCGAUUAAAAAUUGCGUUAGCGUUAGCCAGCUUCAAUUGCCGCCUUAAGAAAAA